UAUGAAUAUGAUAAUAAAAUCACGACCACAAAAUCAAAUUUCCAGAUUAUCUUCCAAAAACAACGAAACAGUAAAGAGAGAUUUCUUACAAAUGAGAAAAAAAUGGCGAUUGCAAUUAAAUCACUCAUCUUCCCCAUAAAUUGCAACAACAAAAAUUUAGGAGAGAGAAAAAAUAAGCCCCCAAUUUUCCUAUCAACAAACCCAUCACACGUAAACAUGGACAAACUAUCAAUUCUCUACCGCAAAUGCAGUCACUCACCUCACCGAUUUCCAUCUUCCGACGAAAUUGUCGCCGGAAAACUUGCCAUCGCUGUCGAUCACAGCUCCGUCGUUGUGUCGGUGUUCGCUGCUUUUUCCGGCACCGGCGAUGACUUGGAGGAGAGAGAAAAGGGGUUUUGGGGGAGAAUAAUUCCGGCGAGUGUGACGCCGGAGAAUGGUGACUUGGUUGGAUUUGGACGGGCGGUUUCUGAUCUGGGUUUAACUGCUUCUAUCUAUGAUGUCAUGGUCAUUCCUUCUUUGCGCCGGUUGGGAAUUGGUCAGAUGAUAGUUCAGCGAAUCAUAAGACUUCUCAUCAAUAAAGGCAUUUAUGACAUAUCAGCUCUCUGCUCUGAGAAUGAGAGGUUAUUUUUCGCGUCAUGUGGAUUUGGAGACGAUCUUUUGGGAUCAACAACAAUGAUGUAUGCAAAUAACACUGUUAGCCAUUCGGAUAAUGACCCGAUUACUACACGAGCUGGUCGAAAACUGCUGGUAGCACCACCAUCAAGACUACCCUUCCCAUCUCAGAAUCAACCUCCUCAUGUUGCUUGCUGAUACUGAACAAAUUUUUCCCUUUAAUCUGUAUACUAUUGUUUAAUGAUUUUAGGUUCUUAUACCCACAUCUGCCAUAUAUUCUACCUAUCUGUACUGCAUUCCUUGAAAUUAUAAAAUGCUACUGUGAAAGAGUGGGGAACAGCAAAAGAAGGUUAUCCCUUGA
Messenger RNA from Beta vulgaris subsp. vulgaris (sugar beet), 973 nucleotides. Its product is annotated as GCN5-related N-acetyltransferase 2, chloroplastic. Lineage: Eukaryota; Viridiplantae; Streptophyta; Magnoliopsida; Caryophyllales; Amaranthaceae. Gene Ontology annotation, molecular function: monosaccharide binding; glucosamine 6-phosphate N-acetyltransferase activity. The coding region runs from base 103 to 810 and encodes 235 amino acids. The record is from RefSeq and is a predicted model, not a curated record. The transcript is spliced from 3 exons. Gene Ontology annotation, cellular component: endoplasmic reticulum; Golgi apparatus; endoplasmic reticulum-Golgi intermediate compartment. Gene Ontology annotation, biological process: UDP-N-acetylglucosamine biosynthetic process.